AUGGCGCUGCUGUACAAAACAGUGCCCGCAUUCGAGGAUACAUGGAUUGAGUGCUUGGGUGAUUUGGGCAGGUAUAGAGAAGUGUCUGAUAAAGCGCCUACUACAGGGCGAUUAUACCACCAUCUCGCGAUCCUCGCGAGGCCUAACCCCUUACAACAAUUGUACUACUGCGCGAAGUCUCUCUGUGUACCAAUUCCUUUCAGUUCAGCCCGCGAGUACUAUAUCGCUAUCGCCGACUACUGUGGCCUACUCUCUUACGGCCAGGACGACAAUGUUAUCUUGAAAGCGACCCGCCCCCAAUAUUCUGACGACACAGUCGAGUCGAGCUCGGAUACUGCUGACAAGGCUCGUUUGGAGUACAAGCCUAACAGAAUUGAAGAGGGUGCAUUCCAUUUCUUUGGGGGCAUAUAUAGUGUUGUUUUACGUCGAUUAGGUGACUUGAAUAUCCCGUCCUUCCUGCAUGUCGUGAUGAAGCUCAUCUCUCUUCAAUUGGACUCCAUGUUAUUAUCAUAUCGGGAAUACCAUCGCAUUCAUGACGAGAACUUCCCUAGGCAAGACAAGGAAUUUGCACCUCGCCCACUCCCGGAAGAUUUUGCUAUGAAAGGCUUGGUCUGGAUAGAUAAAUACUUCCCGGUUGAUUGGUUUUCUAACGACAAAAUCGACGAUAAUGAAAAAUACUUCGAAGUGUCCUCGAUGACAGAUGAUCGAAAAGAGAGGAUUCUCUGGCUCGGACACCGCAUCGCAAAGCUUAGGAAAUGCGUCGUACCAGCAUAUGAGAAGGAUAUAGAUAACGUUGCAAAAGAUGUCGAGAUGGCGACCAUUUCUGAAACGGUUGACCCAGCCUCUCCGAGCUCUACGUUUGGCUCAACCACUAUUGGAAAUACCCCUUCUGAGGACGGUGAGGACAUGGUGGAUAUUGAAUAGGCUAGCAAGCCUACCCUAUGACAAUGAAGUUCCUCUAGGGUACUAUACAAUUUGUCAUUAGGAAGAGAAGGUGGCUAAUACAUAUGAUAUCCAUGUCGAAUAGUCACCCAAUUUUAUUUCUACGCCA
Hypoxylon trugodes is the source of this 1051-nucleotide messenger RNA. RefSeq lists its product as uncharacterized. Lineage: Eukaryota; Fungi; Ascomycota; Sordariomycetes; Xylariales; Hypoxylaceae. Gene Ontology annotation, molecular function: telomerase RNA binding; telomeric repeat DNA binding; protein binding. Gene Ontology annotation, biological process: nuclear-transcribed mRNA catabolic process, nonsense-mediated decay. Gene Ontology annotation, cellular component: telomerase holoenzyme complex. The record is from RefSeq and is a predicted model, not a curated record. The transcript is spliced from 7 exons. Bases 1 to 924 code for a protein of 307 amino acids.